Molecule: messenger RNA, 4473 nt
Organism: Penicillium alfredii
Lineage: Eukaryota; Fungi; Ascomycota; Eurotiomycetes; Eurotiales; Aspergillaceae
Product: vacuolar protein sorting/targeting protein 10
Exons: 2
Coding region: 1-4473 (1490 amino acids)
Biological process (GO): protein targeting to vacuole; Golgi to vacuole transport; Golgi to endosome transport
Cellular component (GO): Golgi apparatus; membrane
Molecular function (GO): protein binding
Source: RefSeq, a predicted model, not a curated record
AUGAUCGCUCGCAGGCUGCUGCUCGGAGUCGGGCUGCUUCUAGUCGGCAUUUUGCAGCCAACCACUGCUGACAAGGUCGAAGUCACUCCCACGUUGUUCGACAGUCCCCCUUACGAUCUAUUCUAUUUUGAAGGCACCAACACCAUCCUGUUCCGCGACGAGGUCACCCUGAGUGCGCGAGUGUCCUUCGAUGGAGGCAAGAAAUGGGAGAUAGUCAAGGGGAAGGACGGCAGCAUGGAGGGCGCGGUCAAUUGGAUCUGGCAGCAUCCGCACGACAACCACCGCGCCUACGCGCUUGGGCAAAGCGGAAAGCACUGGAUCACCACCGACCAGGCCAAAACCUGGAGGCCCUUCCAGGUCGAUGCCCUUCCCAUGGAAACCAUGCGAACUCGUUAUCCGCUGAGCUUCAAUGGCUGGGACCCUCGCAAGGUGAUCUUCCUGGGCCUGGACUGCAACGUCCUUGGAUGUAUGCCCAAGUCCUAUUACACCACCGACGACUUUGAAACCGUCAUUCCAUUGCGGGAAUUCUUUUUCCAGUGCAUUUGGGCAGCGAGCACCCCGGAGUUUGCAGAGGAUGUCGACGCACCCAAGACGAUUGGUGACCGGAUUCUUUGCGUGGUCCCGGGACUGAAAGCGGACCGCUCGGAGCGAUUGGUCUAUUCAGACAACUUCUUCCGUGACGACCACGAUGGGACCGAGGUGAAAUUAGACCGUGGCCGACCACUGAGCGGAUCGGCCAUCUGGUUGCGCUCGGUGAAAAAACAUCUCGUGUCAAGUCUCCAAUCUCGGGGCACGAAGGAAGAGGCGCUGUACAUAAGUGACGAUGCGACAGUGUGGCACCGGGCAGAAUUUGGACGCCGGAUCGAACAGGAUACGUACACCCUGCUGGAGAGCACCAACUACAGCAUCCAGGUGGACGUACAAACCGACAAACGCAUGGGCAUGCUUUUUGCCUCCAACUCGAACGGAACUUAUUUCUCGUGCAAUAUUGAGCACACCAACAGGCACCCACUUGGUCUGGUAGAUUUCGAAAAAGUCGCCGACAUCCAAGGUAUCGUUAUUGUCAACACUGUGAAGAACUGGGAGGCGGUUGCGCAGUCCGACUCAGAGAAAAAGAUCCUUGUGAGCAGCAUCAGUUUCGACGAUGGGAGAAAGUUCCAGCCUCUUAAGGCGGGUAAUGACCAGCUGCACCUCCACUCGAUCACAACCUACGCCUCGUUGCAUGAGCUCUCCAACCUCCGUCGGGUCUUCUCUAGCCCGGCCCCAGGGCUGGUCAUGGGUGUUGGCAACACUGGCGACCACCUUAAGAAAUACACAGAGGGCGACCUUUAUAUCUCAGAUGAUGCAGGUCGCACCUGGCAACGCGCGCGUAAGGGACCGCAUCGGUUUGAAUUCGGCGACCAGGGCGGCAUCAUCGUUGCAGUCCCUGACAACGACCAGACUGACGAAAUCUACUUCUCCACCAACCAUGGGAAGGACUGGAACCCCGUCAAGCUCCAUCACAAGAUUAAGCCCGCGUACGUGACCACCACGCCGGACUCGACAAGCCUAAGGUUUUUGCUUGCGGGUAUUUCUAACGACAAGCAAAUGAAAUUCGUCAUUAACUCCAUCGAUUUCAACGGACUCCAUGAACGCAAGUGCGGCAAAGAUGAUCUCGAGCAAUGGACGGCCCGCUUGGAUGAGAACGGCAAGCCGGACUGCCUGAUGGGUCAUCGACAGUCCUACUGGCGUCGCAAGGCUAAUGCGGAUUGCUUCAUCAAGAAGGAGUUUGAGAUAACUGGCCCCACCUUCGAGCCGUGCAAGUGUACGUCUGAGGACUUUGAAUGCGAUUACAACUUUGUACACAGUGAGGAUGAGAAGAAUUGCGUGCCCGCCAGGCCCCUGCUACCCCCACCCGGCAAAUGCAAGGAAACCAGCGACAAAUUCACAGGACCCUCGGGCUGGCGGCUUAUUCCCGGCAACGCGUGUAUCCGUGAUGGUGGCGCCAACUUGGACGGCGAGAUCGAGCGGUCGUGCGGAAACCUGACCGGCGCGCCGAUCGCAGACGGCCAGCCGCGCGCGGGACCUCCACAGUAUAUCACCGGCAAAGAGACCAAAUACUUCUACCUUGAACGGCAGGCGAGUAGCUCGGGGAGGGAUGAGACCAUCUUCCUGCUCAACGACCGCUUGGAGCUCCACAUCACGCGUGAUCACGGUCGGAAUUGGAAACGCCCGGCGCCUCUCAAGGAUGAGAAGAUCAUGGAGAUGAUUCCAAACCCCUACUACACUGACAGCGCCUUCUUCCUCACGACGAGUAACAAAGUCUAUUAUACGUUUGACCGCGGAGAUUCAUUCUAUCAUUUCAAAGCACCCCACCCACGCACCAAGGAGCGCUUGCCCGCCUUGGCCUUCCACGAGAAGAACCAGGAUUUGUUGAUUUGGACAGGAGAUCCAGACUGUGACGGUCAAACAUGUUCCCCCGAGGCCUAUCUCAGCAAAAGCCGCGGCGAGCAAUGGGAACCAAUGCUUCGCGGAGUCGGUGAGUGUGUGUUUGCGAGUCAUCCUGGUCGCAACAACAGUGACCAGCUCGUUCUUUGCGAGCAGUACGAGGGAGAGGACAAGCGAAAGAACCGGCAAUUGGUUUCCAGCGACGAUUGGUUCUCGACUCCUUCCACGGUCAUUCAUCCGAACAUUGCCCAUUUUACCAAGAGGAACGAGUUUAUCAUCGUGGCCACCUACUCCUCGGAAGAGCACAAGUUUUUGAAUGCCAGCACAAGCGUGGAUGGCCGAGUCUUUGCAGAUGCUCAUUUUCCUUUCAAUGUCGACGUUCCCCAGUACACCGUGCUUCUCAGCAAUGGGCACGCGUUGUUCUUGCAUGUGGAGGUAAACGCGGCGGAGGGACAUAGCUUCGGCACGCUGGUCAAGAGUAACAGCAACGGCACCUACUUUGUCUCCAGUCUCGAAGGUCUCAAUGUGAACGAUCGCGGCUUUGCUGAUUUCGAAAAGAUGGAAGGGCUCGAGGGCGUGCUUGUUGCCAAUGCGGUCGUCAACAUGGAUGACGUGCAGAAGAAGGCGACAACCAAGAAGCUCCGCACUCUGAUCACUCAUAACGACGGUGGCCAGUGGGACCUGGUCCCGCCCCCAGCUCUUGAUGUGGAGGGCAAAGAAUUCGAUUGCUCCGUCACCAAGGGCAAGGGCACUGAAAAAUGUGCGCUUCAUCUUCAUGGCUACACAGAGCGGCGCGAUGUGCGCGAUACUUUCUACUCCGGAUCCGCUAUUGGCAUGAUGAUUGCCCUCGGCAACGUCGGCGAUCGGUUGACUAGUAAAGACGAGGCUGACACGUUCAUCACCAAGGAUGGCGGUAUCACCUGGAAACAUGCCAAGAAAGGCCGGUACAUGUGGGAAUACGGUGAUGCCGGCUCGGUGAUCGUGCUCGUCAAAGACCUCCAAGCGACGAAAGUUGUCCAUUACACCCUCGACGAUGGAGACACGUGGAAGGAGUUCCAGUUCUCGGACGUGGACAUGCUGAUUGAUGACAUUUCCACGGUUCCCUCCGACACCUCGAAGAGUUUCCUUUUGUGGGGCACGGAGGUCAAGACCACCCCCCAGAACAAACGGGUGACGAUUUCUCUCGACUUCAGUAGCGUGUGGGACCGACAAUGUUCGCUAGAUGAGAAGGUGAACGAGAACGACGACUACUUUCUAUGGACGCCAAAGCACCCACAGCAAAAGGACAACUGCCUGUUUGGCCAUAUCGAACAGUACCACCGCAAGAAACCCGAGGCGACCUGUUGGAACAACUGGCGCGAACCGCAUAUUCACAGCAUUGGCGGGAACUGUACCUGCACUCGGGCCGACUUUGAAUGUGACUACAACUAUGAAAUCCAGUCUGACGGCAGCUGUGGCCUUGUCCCGGGUCUUCCCAAGCCCGACCACAAGGUGCAGUGCACCGCAAACCCCGACCUGGUUGGGUAUUGGGAGCCGACAGGGUACCGACGGAUUCCACAGUCGACGUGCCUGGGCGGACUGCAGAUGGACCAGGAGGUCUCGCACCCCUGCCCGAACAAAGAGGAGGAAUAUCAGAAGAAGCACGGCAUCAGUAGCGUGGGGCUGUUCUUUGCCAUCGUGAUUCCCAUUGCCGCGGCGACGGCGGCAGGCUAUUACGUCUACACGCGCUGGGAUGGCAAGUUUGGCCAGAUCCGGCUGGGCGAGAGUACGGCCCCAUCCACGAGUCGGCUAUCUCGAGAUUCACCGCUAGUCGCAGUGCCCGUGGCGGUGAUCGCCGGCGUUGUGGCAGUCGCCCAGGCACUACCACUGCUAGCCAUGAGUUUGUGGCGGAGCGCCAGUGGCUACGUGCGCGCGCGCAGUCGGAGCUACCAGCAGCCCUACUCGACGCGGGGUUCUUUCGCUGCGCGUCGAGGCGAUUAUACUCAUGUAGUGGAUGAUGAGGAUGAGCUCCUGGGUGCUGACGACCUCGACGAUGACGAGAUAUAG